AUCCAAUCUAUCAAAUGAAAUCUAGAAAGCAAAACCUAUCUUGAUCACAAACCAAUAACACGGGUCCACGUGGCGAGGGAAAGGUACUACUCAGCUGAUGAUCGUCUUCCAGCGGGGACAAUGAAAUAUACACCCAACCCCACAAAAAAAGCCCCUUCACUUUUUCCACACUUUUUCCAGACUCUACUACACUACACUAGAUUGUUCCCCAAUUUCCACACCGGCGAAAUUCCGUCGCCGAUCAAAAAUUAAAUCCACCGCCGAUCGUUUCCUCCAAUGAACAAUAAACGCCGCCCUAAAGCUCGCAAAUCUAGAAUUAAGGCUAAGAAAUCCAAGUUCCUCAGCCUCCGCCUCCAAUUUCCGCCGAAUGAAAGUACUAUUAAGGACACCAAACCGGACGGCGGCGUGCGACCUAAAGCUACCGCCUCCGCCGCCGACGACGACGCUGCGGCGGCUAAUAAGUACUCGCCACAGCUCAAUUCGUUCCCGUUCGACACGGAAAGCCAGGUGGAAGAAAGAGAAGGACACGAUCAGGAGAACGUAGCCUUAUUUUUCUCCGCCGCUGACGGCGGCGCCACCACACUCACCGGACUUCUCGACAGCUCCGCCGCCGCAGAGUCCAAUUCGUCCCACAAUUACAACGAUAGUUCCAGGGUGGACUAUUUGUCGCCGUCGUCGGCGUCGCUAACGUACGCAUACGGCGAGGAGAGGGCGGCGCUAGUACGGACGGCGCUGAGGAGCAGAGAUCGGGAUUCCAGCGAGGAUAAGUGGGUGUGCUACUCGGAGGUGGUCGAAAGGAAGAAGGUGAUCAAGGAGGAGGAAGUGACUAGCAGCUCCGCCGUGGAUCUGCGGCCGGGCGACGGCGGCGGCAGUGCAGGAAUGAUGCGGCGCGUGUCGUUGAAGCUGGAUUACGAUGAGAUAAUGAACGCGUGGUCGAACAAAGGACCGCUUUACAUCGACGCAGAUCAGAGUUCACAGAUCGUUCCCGACGUUAACCACCACCAUUUUCUAUCGCAUGAUCCUUCAUCCAAUUACGGAAUUAGGUGGGGAUACGGUGGUGGAGGGUUGUGGGCAGUACCGGAAAUGGUGGGAGAAAUUGCAGAAAAUAAUAUUAAUAAUAAUGGUGAAAUAAUGAGAAUAAACAAUAACGGAGAAGAAAUAACGAAGACGAUGGGGCAAAGAGAAGCGAGUGUUUUAAGGUACAAAGAGAAGAGGCAGAAUAGGCUCUUCUCAAAUAAAAUUCGUUAUCAAGUUCGAAAGCUUAAUGCCGAAAAACGCCCUCGCCUCAAGGGUCGAUUCGUUAAGAGAAUUUUGAAGGUUUGUGCUACACUACGGGCAAAAUAUCAUUUUCUACUCGAAAAUAGUGUUUUAUUUAGUAUUUAUUUUCACUAGUAUAUAUCACGUGUGUCAAUAAUGUGUGUGACGUGUAUUGGUGAAAUAAAAAUGGAUAAUGAAAAAAUCAUGUU
Erythranthe guttata (spotted monkey flower) is the source of this 1466-nucleotide messenger RNA. RefSeq lists its product as uncharacterized. NCBI's taxonomy places the organism in Eukaryota, Viridiplantae, Streptophyta, Magnoliopsida, Lamiales, Phrymaceae. Gene Ontology annotation, molecular function: protein binding. Gene Ontology annotation, cellular component: nucleus. The record is from RefSeq and is a predicted model, not a curated record. Gene Ontology annotation, biological process: regulation of DNA-templated transcription.